Molecule: messenger RNA, 828 nt
Organism: Contarinia nasturtii (swede midge)
Lineage: Eukaryota; Metazoa; Arthropoda; Insecta; Diptera; Cecidomyiidae
Exons: 2
Source: RefSeq, a predicted model, not a curated record
AUGUAUGAUAUGCACAUUGUUGGUGCAAAUUGGAAUGUUUUGGCUUUUGUUCAUUUGGGAACACUUCGUUCCGAAUUUAUAUCAUUACAAACAAACGUUCAAACCGUCAGUAGCCUAUGUCGUACAAAAUUGGAAAGUCGAUCUAAUUGCGUUAACAUAGCGUCACAUCUCAGAAAAAGACUUGAUACAAUGGGCGAGAAAAAUGGCUUGAUUACUCAUCAGCAUCGUACAAAACGUGCUACUUUGGAUUUUGUUGAGUCAACGUUAAAUGUAUUGAAACAUCAUGAUGAUGAAUUAGCGAAACAAUCAAAAAUUUUCAACGAUUUAGUUGAUCAGGUGCGUGAUAAAGUCGAUUUAAUUGAAGACGAGCAAAAUUUCAAUGAUAUUGUACUGCACAUACAACAAAUUAUGUCCGAAUACGAGAGACAACAAGACACUAUCAUUCACGUGGUAGCUGACUCACACAGAAAUUUAUUGAAUCAUGGCAUUUUAUCUAUUUCACAAAUGGCCAAACAGGUUGAAUUAAUUAAAGAUCAAGUUGGUAUGAAAUUUAUGAUUCCGAGCGGUGUUGACAUAUUUGCAAUUAGUGAAGUUAUGCCUUUCUUGGUGGGUAAUCAAUAUAUUUUCAAAAUUGUAAUUCCGCUUUUAAAGCCGGAUUUAUUUGGAACCUAUCGUAUUUUUAAAAUUCCAAUAAGACAAAACGAGAAAUUUUUAUGGAUUCAAUUAAACUCGCGUUUUUUACUUGCAUCGAAUGACCGACAAUACUAUCAAUUAGCUGAUGAUUUGGAUAUUUUUAAUUGCAAUAGAUAUAAGCAAGAUGAUUUAAGA